CAUUCAACCUCUCAGUCCCGCCGCGUUCGCAGCGAGGCUUGCUGCUGGCGUUGCUCGCGUUGCGAACCCUGCCGGCUUGUUCGCGUCACUGGAAAAGACGAAACUGAGUCUCGUCCGUGUUGAGUUUGUGUGUCUCGUGCAUGGAAGAUGGAGGAUAAUUUGUGCAAAAGGUGAAGUGAAGUGCAAAAGUGGGUGCUGCACGGCACCAUCGGAAUCGUUGGUGCAUAAAGGAUAAAGGAUAUAUUUUCGAUUCCCUACAAAUGGAAAACAGAGUAUGACCGCUUGCGGCGGGACCAGGCUCCGGCCGGACCCCGGAGCAGGGAGAGGGCGAGCGGGCCGAGCGGGGCCCCCGUUGGGGCAGGGGCCCCCGUUGGGGCAGGGCCACGGCCAGGGCCUCGGCCAGGGCCUCGCCUCCAUCUGGUCCUGGCUCCUGGGCGGCGCCGGAUCCAAGAGCUGCAGCCUGCGCGGCAAGAGGGCACUGGUGUCGGGCUGUGGGGACGGCCUGGGCCGCGAGCUGAGCCUGCAGCUGGUGGGGCUGGGCUGCCGGGUGAUCUGCAUCGACCAGAACGCGGUGCAGGUCCAGGAGACGCUGGGGCUGGUGCAGUUGCAGCAGCUCGAGACCGAGGCGUCGCGCGACCACGGCGAUGACGACGACGGUGACCACCUUCACGGCCAGGGCCGUCUGGGAGACUCCCUGCCGGCCAGGGGCUUCGCGUGCGACUGGCGGAACCCCGGCGAGGCGCUGGGCCUGUCCAGGACCGUCACGACCGUCGAGGGUGGCGUGGACCUCAUCUUCGUGGUGCCCGAGAGCAACAACAACAACCCCAGCGCGGUGGACGCCACGGGCAAGAUCGUGGGCAACGAGUUCUGGCCGCUGCUGGGCUUCCUGCCCGGGAUGCUGGCCAGGACCAGGGGCCACGUGGUGCACGUCCUGGACGAGCAGAUCGCGCACAAGAGCGGGAUGGUCGCCGACGCGUGGAUCGAGAGCCUUCACGAGAUCGGGGCCGCGGUGCGCUACACCAAAGUCCACCUGCACUCCGACCAGGCCAGGCAUCGGCCCUGCCGGGUGCAGGACGCCGCCAGGGCCAUCCUCGCCGCCGUCAAGCAGGGCUCUACGGAGGUGCACAUCGCGUACCCGGUCUGCUGAGGCGUGUGUACAGUGUAACUGAGUGAAAAGACCCACGAAUUGGACGUUUGCAAGAUGAACGAAGGCAGCGCGUCGUACGGACAGACUCGCGGGCUACCCGGCGUGCAGCCGAGCACCAUGCCGAGCACCGCCGCUGUGCAGCAACAGGGCAUUUUUCACCUGGGCCGGGAAGGCGGCAGGGCAGGCCGAGCGUGGCCGAGCGGAGAAAUGGUUUCCACUUCCAUCGCUUCCUGGCUCGCCUCCGACCACACGGCAAAUCUUCCUCAAACAAUGUUACGCGGCCCCGAUGCCGCCUCCGGCCCGGACAGGAUGAAGCACCAGUGCAGUCCAGUGCAUCCUGCCAUCCUGAGUCAGGUCAGACUGCGCCCCACAGUGGGACGGAAGGCCGGUGGAGGCAGUCGAACUCUCGGACGCGUUUUGAGCUCCAGAGUCGCUAAGUGGGUUCUCGAACCGCACGAGUGACCAUCGCCAAUGAAUUGAUCUCCGAGCGAGGAAUCUAUCGGUGGGUCACGCGCUUGUUUGGAGUCGUGUUCAGCGACUCUGGAGCUCAAAACUCGUCUAGAGUUUUGGCGGCCGGCGCUGGUCUUCUGGCCCACUGUGCAACCCAGCGCACUCCAGCCUUUGACUGUACCAGAGUGCUAGGAGCAAUUGUAGUCUUAAUAAGCAUAUAUGUCUACGUCUAUGUCCAUCAGUCAUAAAUUUACGAUAAUUUUAAGUCUUAUUAAUUUUUUGUUGAGAAACGACUUGAGGUUUGUCCAAAAAAAAAACGGCCGCUCUCAGAGAAGACUGAAAAAAAGAGUGUUUACAAAAUCAUUGUUUCAGAUUUAUUUGACUAUUUUUACACAGUGUUUCUUAUCAUACUAACAUAUGUAAAUGGUAUAAAAUAAAUGAAUGAUGAAAAUCCUA
Thrips palmi is the source of this 2053-nucleotide messenger RNA. RefSeq lists its product as uncharacterized. Lineage: Eukaryota; Metazoa; Arthropoda; Insecta; Thysanoptera; Thripidae. The transcript has 7 exons. Bases 275 to 1147 code for a protein of 290 amino acids. The record is from RefSeq and is a predicted model, not a curated record.